Molecule: messenger RNA, 534 nt
Organism: Drosophila rhopaloa
Lineage: Eukaryota; Metazoa; Arthropoda; Insecta; Diptera; Drosophilidae
Product: CDGSH iron-sulfur domain-containing protein 3, mitochondrial
Exons: 4
Coding region: 61-474 (137 amino acids)
Cellular component (GO): intracellular membrane-bounded organelle
Molecular function (GO): 2 iron, 2 sulfur cluster binding
Source: RefSeq, a predicted model, not a curated record
AUCGAUACUUUCGAUAGGGCAACCAGAAGAAAUAAAGAAAAUAAAUAAAACAGCCGCAACAUGUCAAUAAUAUUGAGACGGAACCUGCGGGCGUCUUGGAUGCUGAAGCAGGCCUGCUACAGCUCCAACGCAGAAUCGGGGGCAGUGGUCAAAACAAUACCCAAGAAUCUGCUCGAGGACAAGCAAACGGCCGUUCUGCAAAAGGAGAACGGAGCAAUCUUCGACAAGCGACCCUUCAAGAUACACCUGGAUAAAGAUAAAACCUACAGCUGGUGCCUGUGCGGCAAGUCAAAGUCUCAGCCCCUUUGCGAUGGCAUGCACAAAAACGAGUUUCUCAAGAUUAAGCAAAGGCCCAUCCGCUUCAAGGUGGAAAAAUCAGGAGAUUACUGGCUGUGCAACUGCAAACAGACCACCCAUAGACCCUUCUGCGACGGCACCCAUAAGCAACCUCACAUCCAAACAGCCGUGAAAUAGUUUAAGCUUUCGUUGAUGUACUCGUGGAUGAAAAUGAGAAAUGCAUUAAUUUUGAAUCAA